Molecule: messenger RNA, 1421 nt
Organism: Arvicanthis niloticus (Nile rat)
Lineage: Eukaryota; Metazoa; Chordata; Mammalia; Rodentia; Muridae
Product: double homeobox protein B-like
Biological process (GO): regulation of transcription by RNA polymerase II
Cellular component (GO): nucleus
Molecular function (GO): DNA-binding transcription factor activity, RNA polymerase II-specific; RNA polymerase II transcription regulatory region sequence-specific DNA binding
Source: RefSeq, a predicted model, not a curated record
UAGCUGCAGCAUGGAUCUAAACUGUACUACUGGCCUACUGGAAAAAGAAGCUCGGAGAAGGAGAAUUAUUCUAAGUCAGAGUCAAAGGGACACUCUUCAUGUGUGGUUUGAAAAGAAUCCCAAUCCUGAUUUAGCUACCAGGGGACAUCUGGCUAAGGAACUCGGCAUCUCUGAGUCUCAAAUUAUGACUUGGUUUCAAAAGCACAGAAAAAUACAGAAGCAAGCAGAGUUUGCAUGUUGCUCUGAAGAAAGCCAAGAGCAGGAACAGGAUAAACCUAGAGUUAAAGAAGCUAGAAGGAGCAGAACGCAUUUCACAAAGUUCCAGACUGAUAUUCUAAUUGAAGCUUUUGAGAAGAAUCGAUUCCCUGGGAUCGUUACCAGGGAAAAACUGGCUCAACAAACAGGCAUCCCAGAAUCCAGAAUUCAUAUAUGGUUUCAGAACCGGAGAGCACGGCACCCAGACCCAAGACAGAGCACUCGGGCAACUCCUCAUCUGCCCCAGAGCAGCCAAUGCCCUGCCCAGAAGACUGCUGGUCAACUCACUCCUUCCAAAGCUCUCACCAGCAGCGGUUCAACUAUACUGCCUCUUUCUCCACCCCAUACGCCAAAUGGUCCUUUGGAUCUCUCUAAGGGCCAUCAGAAGCAGUUACCAGGGACCACAGUACUACAACCCUCCCAGGUUGGGCAGCAAGGGGGUGAUGAUCAAAAUCCCUCGUUGUCUAUUGGUCACUUAUCACCGGUAAAAACUCCAGGAGAGGAGGGCUUCCAUACUCAGCCUCCUUUACGGCUCCUAAUCCAAAAAGGAGGGCAUAAUCCGAGUGAGAACAGUGGUCUGGCUGAACUCUCCUCAGAAGAUUCUAUUCAGGUUCCAACUGUCAAGCACCACCUCUUGAAACUGGACCAAAAGGAUUCUGCCUUUCUUCAACAUUGGGAUGAAUGGUUCCUAUCCAUGCUUGCUGAUUGGGUGCCUGACAAUGAAUACUGGUCUGAGAAACCUGAGCCGCUUCCGCAGCAGGUGCAGAGUGUGUCUCGUCAAGCUGACCAAACUCCAAAGCAGUACGUUUAAGCCUCAAGCCUUUUCUGUUUCAGCAAAGGAGCUCUUCUUUCUGCAUCCACGUCUCCAUGGGUAUUCCUGUACAUGGCUUGGAGAGCUUCUCAGGAGAGUUUCAGGUUCUUCACGUGGGGAGAAGUACAUCAGUGACUCGGAUUCAGGAGAACCUGCCCUUGGGUGUGAAGUCAGUGGAUAUAUUGAAGAAUAGGUCUGCAGAAUUAUGGAACAAGUUCAAGUUAGCAUGUGCAUAAACCACAUGGACACACAAAGGGAGCAAUUGUUUUUAUUCUUAUUUAUUCUUGAGAUCUGAUCUCGUUGAUAUUUUGGCUGGUUUUGAGCUCCUGUGCUUGUCAGUCCCCUGCCUCAGCUU